Molecule: messenger RNA, 1646 nt
Organism: Dicrocoelium dendriticum
Lineage: Eukaryota; Metazoa; Platyhelminthes; Trematoda; Plagiorchiida; Dicrocoeliidae
Source: the annotation of a GenBank genome assembly
AUGUUUUUCUUCCAGGAUUGGUUGUCUUUGGAGUUUCCUCGUGCCAGAAUACUCGCAAUAGACGCUUCUCUUAACCCUUUUGUUUGGGACCCGAUUUGUCCGGUGGAUAAAUUGGAACGCACCAUGGAUACGCGAGCAAAGAAAUUAUUGCCGCAACUCAGUGCCGCUGGCGUCGGACGUCGCCCUAUUAUUUGGGUCACGCACUCAGCCGGAGGUAUACUGGUCAAGGAACUUCUCCGUUUUUCACGAAAGCCUUUUUCAGAUGUCACAGAGCACACUGUCAUCAACGCCUUCAGUGACUCCGUCCAGUCGGAUUCUCCGCAGUCCACUUUGGAUUUCAGAUUACCAGAGGUUUUUGAACCGAAACCAGAUGUACUUGGAACUCAGUCACUCAGUCCGCAAACAAAUUGGUUCUGUGAUUCUUCCGAUGAGUCUGUUCUUCCUGCGAAUCAGCCUGGCCACUUUGAUAUUAGAGAUCCAUUAGACCCUAUUUCUGGACACGCUUGCGCAUCAGAAUGCUUUACUCCUCGUACUUCAGAACUGGAGGCAUUUAAAGAUUUUCCGGAGGGAGAUUCGGAUUUGACGAAUUCAACCAAAGGUAUCAUAUUCCUCAGCGCUCCUCAUCGUGGAAACCGCUCCUUACUGGCACUCUACCGUCGACCAUUCCGUUGGACACUGACUCCAGAGGCAAUUCAGCUAGAAAGAAAUUCGCAGUUUCUACUCGAUUUGCAUGCGUGGUUCAACACUUGGGCUGUUCGGGCCCGUGUAAAGGUCCUUACAAUGGUGGAAACAAAGGAGACUCCCGUCAAUCGCUUCUGGUCCGUACUACUGGUUCCUGAAGACACUCUAGAUCGCGAAAUGGGUGAAGUCGUUCGGAUUGACUCGGAUCACACGUACAUCAGCAAGCCGAAAAGCCCUACAGACCUCAUGUACCAACACUUGGUGAAGUUCAUUCGCAAUGUGUGCUAAACGCCCGUGCCCAAAAUCAUGUAACUGGGCGUCGCUGUGGUGCACUCUCGUCAACCGAAUUUGCCACGUCUUGUGAUUUACUAUUGGGUCUUGCUUCCCACAACACUCACACGCAAGAUUCAAAAUUUUUGUACGUCUGUGUACAUAUACGCAAGGAAACCCUGUACGGUGCAUUUUUGUGUGGCCCCGUUCCUCUUUAUUUUCCUUCCUAUCGAUUUUUCUACUUCAGCUUUAUUCGAACAACUUUUCUGUUAUGAUUCCGUUCGUGCCAUCUUUGGAACUACCUCCGCUUUCAACCGAAUUGGUUUGACAUUUCUUUACCUUACAAAAUCUAGCUUUUCACAGCCUUUUUGUCCGAAGAAAAUCACUUUGUGGGUAGCCGAAUACCGUUUGAAAAGUGUGCGCCCUCUCGUCUCCUUAUUAGUGCACACCCACCAUGCAAAAGUCCAUCGAAGUACCGCGCCUUCCAGCUCCCACACAUUGUGAACUGAUGGGGACUCAGCGGAAACCUAAUCACAGUUUGGUGUUAAAUGAAAAUUUCAACAUCACGGUCUGUGAACUUGGUGGUCGGCUUGAUGUGACACCCGAGUCCUCUUUUAAUCCCUAACUAUUGGACCACACGCGGUUCAUCGGUGGGCCCAGCCGGAAGGCAAUUCGUGCUCAUUGUUGGUAAAUAA